GGAAGCUGAAAUUCUUCACAUAAAGAGUUAAUUAACUUAUAAAACUGUAUGCAAUGGGCUAUCAUUUAUUAAUUCGUCAACAAAAUCAAAGCAAGUAGGGUAUCUUCUUUCAUUAAGAAAACUACUUUAGGGCCCGUUUAUUAGAGCUGUCCCUGGUUUUCUGCCAUCUAAAAUAUACCAAAUGUACAAAAUUUAAGUGCAGAUCGUGAAUCAAGAAUCAAUAAGCAUCCUACCUACCAUUCUCAGAAUUCACCAGCUGUUCUUUGGAAAACAGACUACCCUACUAAAGGAACCUCUCGUAGAAAUAAAUGUGCCUAAGUGCAUUGUAACUGGAAGUAAAAAUUUAAAAAUUAUCACACUCUAGUCAUUUCCCUUGUAAGCUUCUUUAAAGAUUCCAAGUGUCAGGGUUUUGGGUUUCUUUAAAAAUCCUCUGAGCGAUCAUAGGUACUAAGCCUCCAAAUAACGAGUAUUCCUUCAUGUCCUUUAGACCAGAGAUAGAAAGGGCUGUGAAGAAAGAGCCUUCACCCUCGAAUGCUUCACUGGGCAGACACUCUUGUUUAUCAAGAUCAGAGAUCUAUUCCAAGUUGGGUAUGUGCUCAGUCACACCUGCAUUCUUAAACUUUCUGGUCUUUCUGUAAACCGAAAUUCUGAGAAGAACUCAAUCCUGGUGAAUACACGUUCCUAGUUCUCCUUGUUAUUUAGAACCCAGCCUGCCCCUUGCAGUAGUAACAGCCACAGCCCUGCCGUGGCUCCUGGGGAAGCCAGUGCAGGCAUAUGCUAUCCUCACUGGCAUCCUGGGCUCAAAUCUGGGCUUCCCUUUGUUUUUUCUCAAGGUGCCAUUAGCCUAUUUUAGUGUUAACUGUUAAUACAUUCACAGUCAGCUUUAGGCUCUGCCCUGAGCCUUUUCUCUGAGCAAAUUUCCAUAAACCAGCUAAGCCUAUUGUGUUUAUGAAUUGCCCAAAAUAGGUCUCAAAGUGCUGGAGCUCAGUGUAGUCACAUGGUUUAAAAUCUCCAGGAAAGGAAGGCCCCUCUGGGAGAAAGAAGAUGAUGUCUUCUGGAAAGGCACAGGCCCUAUGUAACAAAUCCUUUAUUUUGUCCAGUCUUGCUGCCCAUCGCCUGAAAAUCUUGGCACCAGCUACUCUGGGAACCAAAGAUCGCCUUUGGACUCCUGAGGAGCAGACCCCUCCCUCCUUCUACUUUUCAUCUUUCAUGCCCUUUUCCAGCAAACAUCUGGCCAAGUGAGAAGCUUCGAUGGUCACCAGGUUAAAGCAGCAAUUCAUCUGCGUCAUUAGCGGAGAGACAAGUAACAGCACCCCAAGUAUCUAAUUUCUGAAAAAAUGGGAUCCUUAAGAGUUCUUCAAAGAUAGGCAGAUCAGAAGUUUCUUUUACAUUGUUUGCCUUGUAGAUGUGUCCUAUCUUGCAGCAUCGAGUGUGUGAGCAUGUGCGCCAUGACAUCAGCAUCCCCGGGGAGCUUGCCGGAAAUGCAGGAUCCCAGGUUCCGCCCCACACCUGCUCAACCCAAAUCUGCAUUUAAGCAGGUCCCCAGGGGAUCCAGGUGCACGUUACUGUCUGAGAAGCUCAGUUUGGAGGGCAAGGACCCCUUGUUUACACACCUUUGCUUCCCCCUUGCACUUCUGAACGUGGAACUGAUCAUACAGGCCCAAAAGGAAUUAGUGAAAGAACACGUAAGUUUUGAAGCUUCCGCAGAAGACGAGUUUUUAGGCAUCUCUUAACCUUAAUAUCUUCUUGUGAAACAACAUGUCACCCUUAAUUUACAUGGUAGACUUUUUCUGCCCUUCCCCAUUUUAAAUGAGCCUUCUGAGCGACGUAGUAGGAUUGCUUAUAUGUUCUCAACGUGUCUUCAAAUGUGAAUUGCAGCCUUUCAAAUGUCUUCAUAAACAGAAUGGGAUUAAGGGAGCCAACCCUUGCAUGUUUUUGUUGGUGCAAGAGCUGUUGUGCAUUGAAGCCUCAGAGCUUGUCUCUUCCCACCUAUCCUCAGAGCCUGGGGGGACACCAAGUGAAUUUCACUUCUCCAGGUCACUGUGCCCUCAGGCCGUAGAUCACCCUUUGAUAGACCUCAGAGCUUUGUUUUGGAUCAGAUGGCAAGUAAUUCUUUUUGAUUCAUAAUUAACACAAACGCACCAAGAACAUAUUUGGAAGGCCCCAGCUACCAUCACAGUGCUGAUGUGGACAGGGAAACCCUGUCAGCUUGCAGGUUGAUGCAUGAAUAGCCAUUAAAAAUCACUUGGUCAACAGUCAGAAAUGCACAAGACAAAUGUGAUGAGUUGGCCUUACCAUGAGUUUUGAUUUAUAAGGCACUAUAAACAUGUAUGGCAAGUUUCUCAUAAGUUCGUUUUAAGCAUUUAAACCCAAACCAUGUCAAAGAUUUAAAUUUAGGGACAUGGUGUUACGGCUACAGGUAGACACAAGGCUGCACAUUUCUUGGGUUUUGAUGGUCUGACCAAAGUAGACAGCAUGACGUUCAGGGAGAAUUUGGGAGAGGGAAGUAUAAACAGUCUGAUCGGUUUGGUCUAAAUUGCUGGUUCCAGCUUAAAUGGUUUAAGCCGAUCUCAGCCAGCACAAUGUCAUACUUGUUUCUUAGGGUCCAAGGUUAGCAAAGGUGUUUUAACCAUUAGCGUUUUGAAAUCUGGCUCUCAGUCCAAUCUGAGUUCUAAUCCCAGCUCAGCCAUUUGACCACCUUAUAUUCAUGUGACUUCAGGCAAUCUUUCUAUUUCCUCAUCUACACAUAAGGGUAGUAACAUCGUGGAGAUUAAACGAGAUAAUGUAUGUGAAGUGCUUAUUAGCACAAUGCCUGGCACCAAACACUCAAUAAAAAGGUAUCAAAGAUGGCGAUGAUGACAAUGACAUGAAGCUUAUGGAACAGCAAGAAAGAAAGAUGGUCCACUGGACCCUCUACUCACUCUUUCUGCCUCAAGGACUGUUUCUUUGAUGUCUUCUAGUCUGUGCCUCUCAAAGUGAGGUCUCCCAGAAGGGCUGUGAUGACACCAAAGAUUGAUUUAUGCAGCAACCAUUGGAAGAGUCCUACUAAAUUCCUGGUGUUGGAUUAGGGGUGGGGCUAGAAAGAUGACCAAGAAGUGAUACUUUCCCCAGAGGAGUUAACAAAUCACUGCAGUAAAACAGUGGCUGUAAAGGAGUUGUGUGUACAUUACUCCAGAAUGCAGAUGAGGGGGCAUCCCUCUGCUUGAGGAUUCAGAGAGGGGUUCCCGGAGGAACUAUCUAAUCCUCUUUCAUUUUAGCCACCCCAGAAAGGCUGAGAGGAGGUAGUACCGAAGGGGAAAGUAAGGUCAGUAGGUAGAAGAUGGUAUUUUUACUUAAGAGAUUCUGAAGCUCUGGGUACCUGAGGAUCCUAAGGGUUAUGUGUAUGAAACAGAAUCCUGCACUCAGUAUUCCUGGGAUGGAGACCGGGAAUCUGCUCAUUUAACAAACCUGCCUGGUUAUUCUGAUGUAGGUGCUUCAUACUGAUAUCAAAAGGCUGCCUUGCAGAUCAGCACAAGUGGCAGCAAAGCCUUUAAUAGCUGGAAAAAGAUCACCAAAGAGCCAGAAAUGCACUGACUAUUCACACACCUGGCUAUUCACAGUCUUAAUCAGCUCAGGCUGCUGUAACAUCACCAUGAAGUGGGCGGCUUAACCAACAAACAUGUAUUUCUCACAGUUCUGGAGGUUGGGAAGUCCAAGAUUAUGGCACUGGCAGAUUUCAUGUCUGGUGAGAGUCGGCUUCCUGGAUCAUAGAUUUCACCUUUUUACUGCAUUCUCACCGGCAGGAGGGGGAAGAAGUUUUCUGGGGGUGGAGGGUGGGGUCUCUUUCAUGAGGGCACUAAUCCAUUCAUGAGGACUCCACCCGCAUGAUCUAAUCACCUCCCAAAGGCCCCACCUUCACAUAUCAUCAUAUUUAGGGGCUAGGAUUUCAACAUAAGAAUUUUAGGGGGACACAAACAUUCAGUCCAUAACACCUGGCUAGCCAUCUGACCCUAAGAUCGAAUGGCAAAGGAUCAAAGGCACAGAUGUGCUCAGGACUCGAGAACACUUGCCCAGGAACUUCAGAGGCUGUACAGGAGCUUCAAGGCCAUGGCAACUUUUAAAGAAGCCCAGGAUGUGUAAGGGAGGAGCAGACGGCACUCAGCUUGCAGUGGAUGGGUCCAGGUGUCUGCUUCUCCAGCUGGUGUCAGCAGGCACACUUCUUUCCUCUUCCUCUCCAAUCGCUUAGGCAAUCAUUUCUAAACAAGAUGGGACACUCGUCUUCUUCCUUCCUCCAGUACUUCAUGGGUACCACACUGCAAAACACUCCCUUUGACAACAUUACUAACAUGUUUAAAGGAAAUUUCCUCUAUAUCACCUUUCAUAAUUAGUAUUAACUGGAUUAAUAUUAAGUAGGGAAGGGAAAAAAUAAUUUCCAAGUGAAUGUUUUUUAUGCCAGGGUAAAGGACUAACCCUUAAAAGCUUAGGAAAAUCAGUUUUUGCAAAUUAUCUUUUCUGAAGCUUCCAGCUGUAUUAAAUGCUGACAGUUUUUAAGCACUGAGAUGAAAGAGACAAAUUCUUUUUCUUUUGUGUUGCUAAUUAUAAUUUUGCUUAGCAUUAUGAAGCCUGCUUUCCUCUUGAGACAUUUGCCAGCAUACAUUAAUUGUGCAAAUAUUUACAGACUGCUGAAGCACAGGGGCAGCUUAUACCAAAAAAGAUAUGGAACACUUGAAAAAAAAGCCUCUCUGACACUUUACAUUUGUGGCCAGCUACCCAGAAUCAGUGUAAACUAUCUGCCCCUCAGCCUCGGCAAAUGUGUUUAAGGAACAUUGUCCCUGGGUUGAUUUAGUGUUUACUUGGCUGGCAAUGGCCACUAAAGUCUUUCUUCAAAAGCCUUCUUUUUCUCAGGGUUAAAAAUAAGUUUUCCAAAUUGUAUAUUUGUCUUAUGGAUUGCUAUACUGUCAACACUUAAUCUCUCGGGCCACCCACAUGGCAUGGAAGAGGUCUAUCCAGGGGUUGUUCCAAACGCCAGGAGCUUCAGAAAGUUAAACGGAACAAGCUAGAAGAUUUGACUUGCACCCCCAUAAGGCUCUUAGAACCACCUUGUUUUCCAAGCAUGCUAGUUAAAAACCAGGGCUCUGGAGUCAGACAGCCCUGUUCAACUCCUAGCUUUGGCAACUUCCAAGGUAUAUGACCUUGAAGAAUCUCUCAACCUCCAUAAACCUUGUUUUUCCAUCUUAAAAUGAAGAGAGUCCUACGUAGGUACCUAGGAAACAGUACCAACCUCCAAGAGCCGUGUACAGAGUCAAUGAAGUAAUGAAUGCAGAACCCUUAGCACAAUACCUGGCACACAGAAAGGACUGAAUACAUAUUUGAUUGUGUUUCUUAAAACUAGGCUGAACGUAUAAUAAUUUAGGCCACAGAAUGGGGAAAGGAAAAGGGGGAGGGGAAGGAGUUACAAGUGGAUUCUAAUAUCCAGAAGAGGCUCUUUCUGAGGAUAAUGGCUACCCAUGCAGAAGAGACGAGGAACGUGGGCAGGAGCUCAAGCUGCCGAGUUGCUAGGAGAUCUCAGGAAGGCAAGAGAAUGGCGGAGCCACCAGCCUGAGCUUCAGGAGAGGAGUGGGCAGUGAGUGUACAGAUGCCCAGUAAAAUAGAGGGUGCCCCAUGAAGUUAGAAUCUCAGAACAACAAUUUGCUUCAGUGUAAGUAUGUCCCAAAUAGUGCAUGGAACAUACUUACGGUAAAAAAUUAUUGUUUUCCCAGGAUUCCAAUUUAAAUGGGCAUCCUGUUUUUGAGGGGUUUUGUUGUUUUUGUUUGUUUUGCUCUGUUUUGUUUGUUAUUCUUGUUUUGUUUCUGUUUGUUGCUUUGUUUUUUUUUGUUUGUUUACUCGCUGCGGCCACCUGGCCCUAACUGCAGACAGCUGCUCCAGCUGCCGUCACCUCACCCUGGCCCCGAAUUCCCACCUCACGGGGAAGCAGGGAGGAGUCAGAGAAAUCAUGUGUGGGAAAUGGCUGUGCAAACUCCCCAGAAGUAUAAAAUCAAGUGAGGAAGACAUUUCCUUUGGUGGGUGUCGUUAUGAAAACUCUGAAUCAUCAAGCAAAAGCCAGGUCUUUGUAAAUUUUAGGAGAUGUAUGGAAAAUUCCAAGGAGUCUGGGGAGUUUAUUCAGAGCAGGGGCUCUAAAGACCCCAAUGAGAAGGACUAGAUGUGAUGCUUCCCAACUGUCUCUGCACCUUAGUCUCACCUGGAGCGCUUUUCCAGGCCCCAGGCAGCGCCGAGACCAGCGAUGCCAGGAUCUCUGCCAGUGGGACCAGGAGUCCAUGCGGUUCAACGCCUCCAUGUGAUUCCAGCGUGCAGCAGGCUUGCGAGGCAGUGGUAGAAUCCACCUGUGAAAGGGGAGCUGAACAGCUCCCCCAUUCUGCUCCUGAACAGCUGAAUGCCACUAGAGAAAACCACACAUCGGUCAGACAGGACUCUUGAUAAAUUCAGGGUCACCAAUCUCAAGAGAUUCUCAACAUUCCCAGCAUCAAGAAAUACUUGCAGAGUGGGGGAACAUGUAAAGAAGGAACUGGGGAUUCUGAAAUGAAUGCACUGGAUACAGGUAAAGGAACAAGCGAAGGGACGAAGCAAAUACAUCAGUGCAGAAGAGAACCAGACAAGCAGAGUACAUUGGAAGCCAAGAGAAGAGAGAAUUUCAACAAGGCUUGACUGCCAUUGUCUUUUACGGUUGGAAUGCCAAGGCAGUUCUGUGCCAAGCCACAGAAAGAAUGAAAGCCCAGGACUUCCCCUAGGACAACAGCUUCCAUACUAGCUAAAGAGCUCAGAGUGAACGGCGAUGAGGUCAGGAGACCCAGGGACGGGGCACUCUGCUGAGAACUGAACCAGCAACCCCUUGGCUUCUAAUGAGAAAAGACAACCAGAAUGGAACCCAAACCUCAGAAGAGUCCAGGCAAACAAUUUACAUUUUAUUAUGAAAAUGAAGUCUGCAAACAAGAUUACUUUAUUAAAUCACCACCUCCUCAGCUUUUCUUCUCCGCUUCUUCUUGGAAAAAGCGGUUUUUCAUUCUUUCAAAGAGUGGGGAAAGGAGACUUCGUCUUUCCUAUUACAAAGACCAACAUCGCCGAGGGUCCAUUGAAAUUGACCGAAAUUCCAGUGUGGAAGUUGGCAUAAGUGGCCAUGAAAAAAUGCAAUCCAUACAUAAGAUGUUUAAAUGUCACCCUGAUGAGGUGAUGUCCAUCCGAACCACUAACAGGGAAUACUUCCUCAUCGGCCAGGAUAGGGAGAAGAUUAAAGACUGGGUCUCCUUCGUGUCAUCAUUCUGCCAUGGUGGAGAGGCCACACGCCGCAACCCCGAGGAGAAAUUCUCACUGGGUGGUAAAAGGCCCUCUUCAGACCCCAGCCCUCUCCUUGGUCUUUCCAGCCCAUCAGAGACUGUCAGCCGCACCACACCAAGAAACAGUCUUCCAGACAUGUAUUUUAUGGAAAAAAAUUCUCCAGGACUCAGACCAGCUCAUUUACCACAGGAUUCCUUGUCAGAGACUACUGAAGAUACAGAAGAAGAGAGUCAUUAUAUUAGUCCUCGAAGUAUUCUUUUAGAGUUAGAUACUUUUGUUGCUUCCAAUGAUUCUGGCGAAUCUGCUGCAGCUGGCAGUCCAGACCAGUUCUCCGAGGGAACUGAGGAUCAUUACAUGCCAAUGAAAUCCUGUUUUUUCAGAGAGACAUCCCACAAGACUGCUGAUAGCAAAGAGGAAUCCCAGGCCCUUCCAGAGAUCCAGAAUGGGGGGCUUCACUUGCAAGAACAAGGCUCACAAAGUGACUCUUGUCUCCCACCUGCCAAUAUGGAAGCACAGACCACGAAUGACAAAAAGCGGUUGGCCUCACUUACCGUUGUGCAAUUAUCUAUACUAAUCAACAACAUCCAUGAUGAAGGCCAAGUGGAGAAACUAAAUGUGUUCCUUUCUCCUUACGACAUCAUCAAUUAUCUCACUCUCAUAGAAGCUGCAGGACGGAUAUGUGUGGCUCAGUGGCAAGGGCCCCCACGCCUGGGAUGCUUAUUUUUCCACGGAGAUCAUCUUUUGGCCGUGAAUGACCUGAAGCCCCACGGCCUGGACGAGGCCUCCUUGUUUCUCAGCCGGUCUGUCCAGAAGGAGGAAAUAAAACUCACCAUCGGCCGGAUCCCAAAUUCAGAGAAAUUCCAUGCUGUCGGCUGCACGUGCUCGUUAGAAGACGAAGGUGUCGUACCUUUUCAACUGGGUCAGUCUGGACCGGGGAAGACACUGAGGAGGAGUCCAGCCGUUAGAAAGGGUCAGCGCAAAGGAAGUGGAGAGUGACAUGCCAGGACCCACUGCAGAGGAGAGGGGAUGUGCCCUGGGCUCUGCAGGGGCUCUGCCUCUCACCGCUGUGUGUCAGCACAGCUCUCUGAUUUUCUGCAUCGACAUCUUAGUGGCGGGGUAACUCCCCUCUCUGGCUAUUGCAUCGGGGUGUUGAGAGGGCCAAAGGUGAUGAGUAUGGAACACAGAGGAAAUGUAAGGCCUUAUUAUCUCAGACUUUGUCCCACACACCACAGAGACUGGGUAAGUCCCUCAUCUAAAACACACUUGUGUGUUCUGUGAGGUCGCGGUCCACACAAUCCCUUCUUUGUUAGGGCACGCACGGUUGGAAAUGCUCAUUCCAGGAAGGCGAAUGUCCUGAGAGAUGUGAUACCAUAUCAGCCCUCCCCAACACCUCCUGCUACUCGUCAGGCCCCUGUCCAAAAUGCUGAGGCAGAGCCACCUCUUGGACUCAGUAAUUAUCUUGUUUUCUUAAAGACCCAGUAACUAUUCUAGAAGUCGAAGCAGUUUUAGGUCAUAUACAGCAAAGAGCUGUUUUCUCUACAAGGAGUUAAGGCAACGACUUCGCAUUUCUGAGUUUGAAAGGUCUUAACUAAUUGAUACAGUAAUUCAUUGAUCCUACAAGGCCAAAAACAUCAAAUCUUUUUUCAUAAACAGGAAAACAGAGGCAGAGAAUGAAAGGACUAAUCAAAUCUGGGAACGUUAGGGCAUCAGGAGGCUUCAGAAAAUAUAUCUUACCACGUUGUCAUUUUGUGCAGGAAGACAUCAAGGUCCCAAAUGUUUCAUACAAACAAAACAGAAACAGACUCAUAAAUACAGAGAAAAAACUGGCGGUUGUGCGAGGAGGGGGAGGGGGGACAGGGAAAGUAGGCAAAGGAGAUUAAAAGGGACAAACUUCCAGUUAUAAAAUAAGGAAGUCUUAGGAUGAAAAGCGUAGUGUGGGGAACAGGGUCAAUGAUAGCGCGAUAGCGUUGUGUGGUGACUGCAUUAACGGUGGUGACCAGGGUGUAAUAUACAGGAUUGUUGAAUCACUCUGUUGUACACCUGAGUCUAAUAGAACACGGUAUGUCCAAGAGUAUCAGUAAUCAUAAUAUACUUCCUCUGUGGUUCCCAGUUUCGUAGCUGUUUAGUGGCAGAACCAAGAAUCUAAAACCAGCCCUGAGAAACAGAUGUCCUGACCCUCACUCUGUGUUUGGACUGAGGUUUGAAAAGACCUUCAGCAGAUAGAAGACACAUUUCAAAUACAGAUCUGUUAUCCAGAUUGUCUAAAAAUUCUUACCUACUGUUUCUUUUUUGAAGCUGGAUUGAAGACUCCUUUUCCCUAGUUUUAUGAAAUGUAGUUGACAUAAGGCGUUGCAUUGGGUCCAGGUAUACAACGUAAUGAUCUGAUGUGUGUAUAUUCUCCUGCUGUUUCUACUUCUAGAAAUCUGUGCUACCGAAGUACUCACUCAACACAAAGAUUCUUUUGUAAUGUUCACUGUAGCAUUGUUCGUAAUAAAAAAAAAUUCUUCAGGGAUUGCCUAAUGUCGAGGACUUCAUGGGAUUGGAUGCUGUGCAGAUGUUCAAUGUUCUGCAUGGAGUCGCAGGAAGGUGUUUACAGUGUAGUAAGGACGACAAAAGCAGGUUGCGGGGCGCCUGGGAGGCUCAGUCGGUUAAGCGUCUGCCUUUGGCUUAGGUCAUGAUCUCAGGGUCCUGGGAUUGAGUCCCACAUCAGGUUCCC
This is a messenger RNA of Ailuropoda melanoleuca (giant panda), 10024 nucleotides long. RefSeq names its product pleckstrin homology domain containing S1 (gene PLEKHS1). The transcript has 16 exons. Bases 6895 to 8304 code for a protein of 469 amino acids. Lineage: Eukaryota; Metazoa; Chordata; Mammalia; Carnivora; Ursidae. The record is from RefSeq and is a predicted model, not a curated record.